Molecule: messenger RNA, 205 nt
Organism: Linum tenue
Lineage: Eukaryota; Viridiplantae; Streptophyta; Magnoliopsida; Malpighiales; Linaceae
Source: the annotation of a GenBank genome assembly
UUCGCGGCCUCAAGAUUCGGAGUCAAAUGACAGUCUCGGAGUCGACGAAGCUCAUCACCAGCUGGAGAAUUCCGGAGAUCGGGGAGUCUAACAGCCGGCAGGAACCGCCAUUGAAGGAAAUGGGGAGUAGGUUUUGUGAACUGAAUCAAUGAGGUAGUAGAAGGAUUCGGAGAGCAACCCUAACUUCUAGAGAGAGAGAGUAGCU